Messenger RNA from Nylanderia fulva, 3122 nucleotides. Its product is annotated as cytochrome P450 6k1-like. Lineage: Eukaryota; Metazoa; Arthropoda; Insecta; Hymenoptera; Formicidae. The record is from RefSeq and is a predicted model, not a curated record. Gene Ontology annotation, molecular function: monooxygenase activity; heme binding; iron ion binding.
UAUCAGUUUAGUAAGAGAAUUUGCUUUAAUAACUAUUAUUCGUUGUAAGUUAAUAAACAAUAAGAAUACAUUUUUUUUAUAAACACAAGCUGUCAAAAUGGCACUCAUUACGGCUUAUUGGAGCCUGGACGGCAUAAUAAUUUUGACAACUCUCAUCGUAUCCGCCUACCUUUACAUGACUCGCAAAUUCAAUUAUUGGAAAAAACGAGGCGUUUCGGAAAUAAGUCCGCCGACGCCGUUCUUAGGCAAUUUUACUGAAUGCGCGUUGUUAAAGAAAUCACCUGGCUAUCUCAUGAAGGAUUUUUACAAUCAGGCGAAGGGGCUACCAUACAUCGGCUUCUACGUUUUAGACAAACCCUUCUUCUUGAUUCGCGAUCGAGAAGUCGUCAAGAAUGUUUUAGUAAAGGAUUUCAAUUAUUUUGAUGAUCGAUACAGCUCGGCUGAUCCGAAUGAUCGUUUGGGUUACACUAAUCUCUUCUUCCUAAAAAAUCCGGCUUGGAAGAUAUUAAGAACAAAGUUGACCCCAAUCUUUACGUCCGGCAAGUUGAAGAAAAUGUUCGAGUGGAUGCUUGAAUGCGCUAAGAAUCUAGACACGCAUCUAGAAUCUUUGAAAGUAGACGAUGUGAAAAAAGAGAUAGACGUGAAAGAUUUAACCGCCAAAUUCGCCACGGACAUGAUAGGAUGCACCGCGUACGGACUCAAUGUAAAUUCGUUGAACAAUCCGGACGCCGAGUUCCGGAUGAAUGGUAGAAAGAUCUUCGAAUAUGGCUAUAUCCGCGGUUUCGAGCUGCUCGCGUUAUUUUUCUUUCCGCAAGUGGUUCGUUUGGCCGGUAUAAAAACGUUCGGCAAAGAAUCUAGCAUCUUCCUACGCAAUGUCUUUUGGGAAGUCAUCAAUCAACGCAUUGCAUCUGGCGUGAAGAGAAACGAUCUUAUAGAUAUUCUUAUCGAACUGAGAAAAAAUCACAGUCAUGAGAAUCUCGAAGGAUUCAAAUUUGACGGUGACGAUUUAGUAGCGCAAGCAGCCGUUUUUUUCACCGCCGGUUUUGAAACCUCUUCGACAACAAUGGCUUUUACUUUAUACGAACUUUCGGUACGGCCAGAUAUUCAAAACAGACUUAGGAAAGAAAUCGUUGACGCGCUCAACAAAGCCAAUGGUAACAUCACAUAUGACAUGGCGUUAUCGCUACCAUAUCUGGACAUGGUGGUGUCCGAAACAUUGAGGUUGUAUCCGCCGUUACCCUUCUUAGACCGAGUAACGACGAAGACUUAUAAGAUGCCGAAUUCUGAUCUGGUACUCGAAAAGGGUACGCCGGUUUAUAUAUCAAUGCUCGGCAUGCACCAUGAUUUGGAAUACUUUCCCAACCCGGAGAAGUUCGAUCCGGAGCGGUUCAACGAAGAGAACAAACGUAAUAUACCAUCGUGCGCCUACUUCCCAUUCGGGGAAGGUCCGCACGCAUGCAUAGGUAUACGUUUGGGGUUGUUGCAAACGAAACUUGGGGUUAUAAAAAUUUUGAGCAAAUACGAAGUGACACCCUCCAAGAGGACUUUGAUACCAAUGAAUUCAAUGUUAUCUAAAAUGGCGCUCAUAACUGCUCAUUGGGGCUUGGACGGCAUUAUAAUUCUAACAACCCUCAUGAUAAGCGCUUACCUUUACAUGACACGUAAAUUUAAAUACUGGAAAGAAAGAGGCAUCACGGAAAUUUUCCCGCCAACACCUUUCUUAGGCAAUUUCACGGAAUGUCUGUUACUUAGGAAAGCACCGGCGUACUUUCUGAAGGAAUUAUACGAGCAAUCAAAAGGCUUACCUUAUAUUGGUUUUUACAUUUUCGACAAGCCCUUCUUGCUGGUUCGUGAUCGGGAACUCGCCAAGAACAUCUUAGUGAAAGAUUUUAGUAUCUUCUCCGAUCGAUACAAUAAUGGGGACCCGAGAGAUCGUCUGGGGACCAACAAUCUCUUCUUUUUAAGAAAUCCAGUCUGGAAGAUGGUUAGAACGAAAUUAACGCCAUUCUUCACAUCCGGCAAAUUGAGAAAAAUGUUUGAUCUAAUGUUACAAUGUGGACAAAAUCUAGACGUGUAUCUCGAUUCGUUGAAACCAGAAGGUGAAAUAAUUGAAGUGAGAGAAUUAACAGCCAAAUUUACGACGGAUGUCAUCGGCAGCACCGCUUAUGGACUUGAUGUAAAUUCAUUCAAGGAUCCGGAUGCGGAGUUUCGCAAAUACGGCAAAAUGAUCUUUCAUUACGACACCAUCCGCGGCUUGGAGAUGCUCGCGAUAUUUUUCCUUCCAACUAUAGUUCGUUUGGCUCGCGUAAAACUGUUUGGCAAAGAACCCACCGCCUUUCUGCGCAAAGUUUUUUGGGAAACGCUUAAUCAUCGCAUGGAAUCAGGCGUAAAAAGAAACGAUCUCAUGGAUAUUCUUGUCGAAUUGAAAAAGAAUCAGGGUGAUCAGGAUUACUACGAAUUCAAAUUUGACGGAGAUAAUCUUCUGGCGCAAGCAGCAAGUUUUUUUAGCGCUGGUUUCGAAACCUCUUCGACGACAACGGCGUUCACAUUAUACGAGCUCGCAUUGCAACUUGAUAUUCAAACUACCCUGAGGAAAGAAAUUGUCGAGGCUUUCGACCAGUCCGGUGGAAAAAUUUCAUACGAUAUGAUUAUGUCACUACCGUAUCUUGAUAUGGUGGUUUCCGAAACCUUGAGAAUGUAUCCAUCGUUGGGAUACAUAAAUCGUAUGCCAAAUGAGACUUAUAAAGUGCCGAACUCGGAUCUCGUGAUUGAAAAAGGUACACCAGUAUACUUCGCAAUGCUCGGCAUGCAUUACGAUCCAGAAUAUUUUCCCAAUCCGGAUAAAUUCGAUCCGGAGCGAUUCAAUGAAGAGAACAAACGUAAGAUACCGCCGUGCGUCUAUUUUCCCUUCGGAGAAGGUCCACAUGCAUGUAUAGGCGCUCGUUUAGGGCUUUUGCAAAUAAAGCUGGCGCUUUUUAUAAUCUUGAGUAAGUGCGAAGUGUCACCGUGCGAGAAAACUUUGAUACCAAUGGUAAUUGAUCCGAGGGGUGCCAUGACAGUACCAUUAAACGGUAUAAUACAUCUCAACUUGCGAAAAAUUAAAUCCAGGGUUUAUUAAAACA